AUACGCCAGCUCUAGACAUGUUUUUUCUGGCCCUGGUUAUCGGAGUCGGUCUUCCAAGUGUCUCGUGGUCGGCAGAAAAUUUCGUCCUGACUGUAGAUGGCGUCGAAUACAAGGCCGAGUGUUCUCUGCAGCGAGUGAUCCUGUCCGGAGGGACCUGUCCGAAAAAUUGCCCCAUCGAAGACAUGUGUGCUAUCCGAGGAAUACCUUACGCCACCGCUUCCAGAUUCGAGAGACCGCAAGCUCUCGACGAGACUUCACGGAAGGAAUACCACGAGAAAAAAGAAGACACUGUCCAUUGCGCUCAAACCGACCCAUUCACGGGCGAUACGAUCGGAGUGGAAAACUGUUUGGUCGUGGAUCUAUACUUUCCUCGGGAUCGGAACCAAGCCCAAACUCGCAAUCUGGUCGUCCUGUUGGAAGGAAUGGAUUUCGAAACUUCAUUGGCAGGUUUCCUUAGUCCGGAAAAUUCUCCUGGUGAAACUGAGUCGUAUGUGCUGGCAGUCGUGCAUUACCGCACCGGUGUUUUCGGUUUCAUGACUCUCCAGGAUGAGCUGAUGCCAGCGAACCUGGGUCUCUGGGAUCAACAAAUGGCCUUCAAGUUUCUGAGAGAUCAUGCAUCUGCCCUGAAAGUGAACAACGAAUUCAUAGCGCUCGGCUUCGAUACUGGAGCGGUGGCGUUGCACCUGCACAUGCUUAACCCAAUAUCGCGCGAGUUUUUCAAACGAGUUCUCCUGUCCGGAGGGAACGCCCUCUCCCCGGGAGCCGUAACCCCCGAUGCCGUGACUUCGACUAUGACGUUGGCGAGCAGACUGAAGUGCGACAACUCAUCGAUGAAAGCUGUUGCGAAAUGCUUGCUCAAGCACCCGAAGGAAGACCUGCUGAAGCACGCCAGAGCCGAGCCCGCCCUACGUUUUGCCAGUGUCGUCGACGCGGAUACUUCCGAAUCAAAGUCGUCCGACGCCUUCAUCGGCGCUCCUGUGGAAGACCUGAUGCGGGAGAAGCGAACCGGCAAAAUGGAAGUCAUCAUCCACAGCUAUCCGGCCCUCGGAGGUUUGAACCUGUUCGCUCGGAACAAGGUCAGAGCUUCGAAAGAAGACGACGACAUCAAGUACAUCGGGAAGUUUCUCGACAUGUACGGCGAGCGGACGGCAGAAACGGUGGCCAAUCAUAUCUUCAAUCAAUACUUUAAGAAGCCGGGUGUGAAGAAAGAUAUCGAGAAAGAUCCGAGCAAGUUCAUCGACCUGCUGACCGACUUCAGCGUGGGGUAUCCCGUUCACGGCUUGGCGACCAGGCAAAUCCAGCAGUAUGGAGAUGCGACGAAAGUCGAAUCCUAUCUCCUCCUCGACCCUCGAAACGGAGGUCUCAAGAACGAAGCUGCCCCGAGUUUCGCUGCCAAGCUCAAGAACACCAAAGUAGACCAAUUGGAAGGUCGAUAUGGUUCUACUCUAGAUGACAUGCUCCUUUUCGUCGGGUGCAAGAAAGUUCCUGUUGCUGUCAGGAAUGACGACAAGAAUUCGCGCGAGGUUCUGGGUGUUGUCUCCAAGAAUGCCGCGAUAAUCACGAAAGGCUUGAAGUGUCUCCUGGAUCCUGAUAAUUGCGAGGCACCCAUCUCAUCCGAUACAGAGAGAGGGUACAAAGGACAGCAGACCGUCGCCACCUCUGGUAGUGGAUUGGACGUCACCGAUCCUUAUCGGUACAGAGAACUCUCGUUGUGGGGUCCCGUUAUCACUACGGCGUCCGCGAUGAACAAGCUCGAGGUUGAAAACCGAGCUCUGGAACGAGAAAAAGAGAUGGACGGAUCGCUGAAGGCUGCUGGAGCCGCGUUAUGGGCCAUGAUCGUCGGCUUGAUCGUCCUGGCCGUGCUCAGCAUUAUCUUGGUCGGGGUUGUGGUGAAGAUGGUGAAGGAAAAACGCCGAGCUCCCUCUGUCAUGACGAUUGAGAAACCAGCCAGAUCGGGAGCUCAUUACAGCGCGGGCAUGGAGAGCGUCACCGUUGAAGAGGCGAACCACAUGUGAACAUUCCCUUCCUCCCCAUGCGCUUCCGUCAGCUGUUCCGACGGAGAGCACUUUCAUUGUUUUUCAUUCCAGCACCACGACAUUAUAGUCUGCCAGAAAUGAAUAAACGAACGAUCGAAUCA
Molecule: messenger RNA, 2137 nt
Organism: Galendromus occidentalis (western predatory mite)
Lineage: Eukaryota; Metazoa; Arthropoda; Arachnida; Mesostigmata; Phytoseiidae
Product: bile salt-activated lipase-like
Exons: 1
Coding region: 18-2015 (665 amino acids)
Source: RefSeq, a predicted model, not a curated record